GCGGUGCUGAAGGUGUGACUGGCUGCGGAUGAGCCUCUACUCCGGCAGGUGGACACCAUGAACUACGUGGGGCAGCUGGCGGGCCAGGUGCUGGUGACGGUAAAGGAGCUGUAUAAGGGGAUCAAUCAGGCCACUCUGUCGGGAUGCAUCGACGUGAUCGUGGUCCGACAGCCCGAUGGGACGUUCCAGUGCUCCCCUUUCCACGUUCGCUUUGGGAAACUGGGAGUGUUGCGCUCCAGGGAGAAAGUAAUUGAUAUAGAAAUCAAUGGGGAACCUGUAGAGCUGCACAUGAAGCUUGGAGACAAUGGAGAGGCCUUUUUUGUCCAGGGGACAGAGCAGCACAACGAGGUUGUUCCAGCCCACCUGGUGACUUCACCCAUCCCCACAGAGGAGGCUCUGCUCAGGAGCAGAGAGCCCCGAUGUGGCUGCUCUGCGGCAGAGAGCAGUCAGCCUCCGAGUCCAGAAGACCCGUCCUCUGGAAACCUCCAACCGUGCUCCAACACAGGCGGCAAGAAGAAGAGGAGACGCAGGAAAAAGCACAAGGCCGAGCCUCGAAAGGAGGAGCAAACCACACCUGCAGGAGUGGAGCUGGAGCUGUGUGAGCUCAGUUCAGAUGAGGAGAACAAUGGGCACAAUGGACGGGCAUCAGCACUUUCCAUGAUAAAGGACAAUAUGGACCACAGGCAACUUUCCCCCCUGACGGCCCUCGAAUGGGACAGCUACCCGUUCUCAGACGGAGACUGGUCCCCUUGCACAGUCAGGGAGAUGUCGGGGCCCGAGUCGCCCAAGAGUGACUCUGAGCUGAUGGUGAAGCCGGCAGAGAGCAUGCUCAGGGCCGAGUCCCACAUGCAGUGGACCUGGGGAGAGUUUCCAGAAUCCACCAGGGUCAACAAAAAGGACAAAUCAGAGCCAAAGAUGUUGACAAUCACCCCCUCUGAGAACACACAUUUCAGGGUUAUUCUGAGCACAGAAGCCAUGGAGGAAAGGGAAGGAGAGAGUCCCACAGAUCUCAUCUGCGGUAUUAUAAAGCCAGAGCCACGGACCAUCACAAUUGAUCAGUGCAUCUGUAAACCGCAGCCUCCUGAAGCAUCGUCAAGCAAUACAGACAUUACCAAGCACAAGCCAGACCUUUCAGAUUUAGGGUCCAGCAGUUUUACCUCUGAGCCAUGCUCCACUAACUCUGACCUCAGCACAAAGACCAGGUGGAAGUCUUCGCCGCCCAGCCGCAGAAACAGCAGCUCUGCUGCCAGCGGAGUCAGUAGCGUGGCUGGAGACUCAGCAGCGGUUUGUCCUGAUGCCUCAUCCAAACCCAGCGACUCCCCCAACAAGAGGAGAGGUGUGAGGAAGAGGAGCCAACAUCAGGGGCCUGAAGAUAUUUACCUGGAUGACCUGAAUGCACUGGAACCUGAUGUUGUCGCCCGUUACUUCCCAAAAUGUGAGUCGGAUCAGGGUCCUAAACACUGGGUCGAGGUGGGGAGGGGCUCCGGUUCCCAGUCUCCCCAGUCUGUCGGAAGCGCAGCGGCAGACAGCGGCACCGAGUGUCUGUCGGACUCAGCUGGUGACCUCCCUGACGUCACGCUGUCGCUGUGUGGAGGUGUUGGCGAGAACUCGGAGAUCCCUAAAGAAACAUUCAUGGAGCACAUCAUCACCUACAACGAUUUUGCAGAGAAUCCAGCAAUAAUCGACAAUCCCAAUUUGGUGGUUAAAAUUGCAAACAGAUAUUACAACUGGACCCUGGCAGCGCCGUUGAUACUAUGUAUGCAGGCUUUUCAGAAGAACCUGCCAAAGGCUACAGAGGAGGCCUGGGUGAAGGAGAAGAUGCCCAAAAAGUCCGGACGCUGGUGGUUCUGGAGAAAGAGCAGCGUAAAGCAGCUAUCAUCAGAGACCAAGUUAGAGAGACAGGAGUCUCUGAGCAGAGAGAGCCCUGCCCUUCACCAGGCCCCAGAAACACAGCAGAAAGCAUCAGAGUGGUCCAGCGACGAUGAGACUAAAGAGCUGAGCGCUGUGGCACCUGCUCCGACACCUACUGAGCAUGUGCAGGCAGACGGCCCAGCACCGGCGCCAGCUUUUCACUCCUACAAGAAGUCCCUUCGCCUGCCGUCUGAUCAGAUAGCCAGCCUGAAUCUAAGAGACGGGCCUAAUGACGUCACCUUCAGCAUAACCACUCAGUACCAGGGAACGUGUCGCUGCGAGGGCACCAUCUACCUGUGGAACUGGGACGACAAAGUCAUAAUCUCUGACAUCGACGGCACCAUCACCAAAUCAGAUGUGUUCGGUCAGAUUCUCCCUCAGCUUGGAAAAGACUGGACUCAUCAAGGCAUCGCUAAGCUUUACCACUCUGUGCACGAGAACGGCUACAAGUUCCUGUACUGUUCGGCCCGAGCGAUCGGCAUGGCCGACAUGACCCGAGGAUAUCUGCACUGGGUGAACGACAGAGGGACUCUCCUGCCUCAGGGACCCCUCAUGCUCUCUCCCAGCAGCCUCUUCUCCGCCUUCCACAGAGAGAUCAUAGAAAAAAAGCCUGAGAAGUUCAAGAUCGAAUGCCUCACAGACAUCAAGAACCUGUUUCUCCCAAACACACAUCCCUUCUACGCCGCCUUUGGAAACAGAGAAAGCGACGUGUUUGCCUACAAGCAAGUGGGCGUGCCCGUGUGCCGGAUAUUCACCGUGAAUCCCAAAGGGGAGCUGAUCCUCGAGCAAGCCAAAGGCAACAAAACAUCAUACAGCCGGCUGAGUGAGCUGGUGGAGCACGUCUUUCCUCUGCGAAGUUCACAACACAGCGCCGCCUUCAGCUGCCCAGAGUUCAGCUCCUUCUGUUACUGGAGACAGCCGAUCGCUGAGAGCAGGGCUACCGUUUCGAUGAGCUCGGGUAAAGAAGCACGGCGCUGA
Messenger RNA from Anoplopoma fimbria (sablefish), 2889 nucleotides. RefSeq names its product phosphatidate phosphatase LPIN2-like. The transcript is spliced from 21 exons. Gene Ontology annotation, biological process: positive regulation of transcription by RNA polymerase II; fatty acid catabolic process; triglyceride biosynthetic process. Gene Ontology annotation, molecular function: transcription coactivator activity; phosphatidate phosphatase activity. The coding region runs from base 58 to 2889 and encodes 943 amino acids. Gene Ontology annotation, cellular component: endoplasmic reticulum membrane; nucleus; cytosol. The record is from RefSeq and is a predicted model, not a curated record. NCBI's taxonomy places the organism in Eukaryota, Metazoa, Chordata, Actinopteri, Perciformes, Anoplopomatidae.